AUGUUGUCAUCAAUGCACAUGUCACCAAUUAUUGGAAGUAAUAAGGAAACUGCCAAGCCAGAAAUAAUUUUAUAUUAUAAUAAAACCAAAAGUGGAGUGGACAACUUGGAUAAGCUGUUAGCAGAAUAUACCGUAAAACGCAGAACAAAUCGGUGGCCUUUAGCACUUUUUUACAAUAUCAUUGACAUUGCAGCUUUGGCAGCAUAUAUUAUUUACAUGGAACAUAACCCACAAUUGGUCUCGAGUGACAGACGUAGAAAAUUUUUGAAAUCAUUGAGUCUACAACUGUGUGGUAAAAAUAUAGAAGAGAGAUCAAAAAAUUGCAUUGUGACAUCAAAAUUACAUGUGAGAUCUGCAAUGCAGGACGUGCUUGGCCGAGAACUUAGGCCGUCAAUUUGUUUUGGAUCUGCAACUUCUAUAAGUCAAACUAUACGAGAUUCUACAGGGCGUGUUGCAGUCGUCGGAAGUUGUUACCUAUGCAGAGAACUCAAACGCAAGCAAAGAAAACUCGAAAAGCUUGCACUAACUGCAGAUAACCAGUUUGUGAUGAACAUGCAGUAA
This is a messenger RNA of Parnassius mnemosyne (clouded apollo), 561 nucleotides long. The record is from the annotation of a GenBank genome assembly. Lineage: Eukaryota; Metazoa; Arthropoda; Insecta; Lepidoptera; Papilionidae.